AGUUUAACAAGCAGGGUCCCUUUCUCUCUCAAAUAAAUUGUGUUUUGUGAGAACUGAGAACCCUUUCUCUCUCACUGCUCCAUCCCAUAAUAAAACCCUCUCUCUCCCCUUUCCCAGUUCCCACACUUGCCACACCUAUGUCCACCACCAGAACAAAACUCCCUCUCAACACCCUCUCCGUCAGCCUGGGCUGCGCCAGCUGCAGGCGCCCCAAGCUCCUGCGCCGCCUUUUCCACCCCAAGCCCCGCCCCAAGAGGCCCAACGCCUACCGCGCCUGGGCCGAGGAGCGCGACGACACCGCCACCAGCACCACCACCACCACCAACACCUCCGCCGCCACCUUCUCCCCCUCGUCCUGGGAGUGCGCCAAGACCGUGAGCGGCUUCGGGAGAGCCGGGAGCGAGGGCGUGGCGGUGGAGAAGGACUCCGACGACCCUUACUUGGACUUCCGCCACUCCAUGCUGCAGAUGAUUCUGGAGAACGAGAUUUACUCCAAACACGACCUCAGAGAGCUUCUUAACUGUUUUCUUCAGCUUAAUUCACCCCACCACCACGGCGUCAUCGUUAGAGCCUUCACCGAGAUCUGGAACGGCGUCUUCUCCGUCACCUCUUCCUCCUCCUCCGCCGCCGCCUUCCGCCGUAAGUCACGUGACUUCUAGGGGCUCCCUCGCUCGCACGUGCCUGCGCUUUCUUCAACUGCCGAACGCUAAUGUCCUGUAACCGCUACAUUUCUUCUCAUUACUAAGUAUUUCACAAACAAAAAAUUAUAAAAUAAAUUCAGUUUCUUAAGCAAAUUAAAACCGAUUUGCUUAAGAAACUCAAUUUAUUUUAUUCUCAUUUUUUUUCAUCGGAAAAAAAAUUAUGUAAGCCUGCUCUUGCUUAAAUGUUUAGUAUUAAUUUAUUCUCUUCAUCCAACUUAAAUAUAAGAAGAAGAA
This is a messenger RNA of Cajanus cajan (pigeon pea), 935 nucleotides long. Its product is annotated as transcription repressor OFP6. Gene Ontology annotation, biological process: negative regulation of DNA-templated transcription. The record is from RefSeq and is a predicted model, not a curated record. Lineage: Eukaryota; Viridiplantae; Streptophyta; Magnoliopsida; Fabales; Fabaceae.